Messenger RNA from Spodoptera frugiperda (fall armyworm), 1590 nucleotides. Its product is annotated as lipase 3-like. Bases 57 to 1319 code for a protein of 420 amino acids. The transcript has a single exon. Lineage: Eukaryota; Metazoa; Arthropoda; Insecta; Lepidoptera; Noctuidae. Gene Ontology annotation, biological process: lipid metabolic process. The record is from RefSeq and is a predicted model, not a curated record. Gene Ontology annotation, molecular function: hydrolase activity, acting on ester bonds.
AUCAAAGUUUUUCCAAUUCAGUUAACGGAAUGCCUUAAACAGAAAAAAAUCUCAUAAUGAGAACCUUAUGUUAUGGCAUUUUUUUAGUUUUAACAAAUUACUAUUUUUACGACGUUUAUUGUGUACCUGAAAAAUCAGUGUUUGCAAAAUUAGGAAUCGAUAUUUUGGACUAUGCAAAGGAAUUUACAGCCAUCGUCGAUAUCAAUAAUGGCGUGAAUGAAGAUCCUGCUGUCGUUCAAGACGCUGACCUAAAUAUAACCGAGCUAAUAGUGAAAUACGAUCACCCCGUACAAGAACAUCGUGUACAGACAGACGAUGGCUACAUUCUGAAAAUGUUUAGGAUUCAGAACAAGGGACCACCAGUCUUCUUAAUGCACGGCUUGCUGAUGAGUGCUGACGACUGGCUAACUGUUGGGCUUAAAGAUAGUUUAGCAUAUCAGUUAGCGUCAGCGGGAUACGACGUGUGGAUGGGCAACGCUCGAGGAAAUAAACACUCCCGGGAUCACGUGAGCAUUUCACCGGAAACUCUACAAUUUUGGAAAUUUAGUUGGCACGAAAUUGGAUGUUAUGACUUACCAGCAAUGAUCGACUACGUCAUCAAUACCACAAAUAAAGAAAAUUUAGUGUACAUAGGACACUCGCAAGGAAAUACCGCUUUCUUCGUCAUGUGUUCCGAAAAACCGGAUUAUAACAACAAAAUUUCGAAAAUGAUCGCAUUGUCACCUGUCGCCUGGACGUUUCGCAUCAAGAGCCCAUUAGUCAGGAUGGUUGCUCCAUUUAAUAUAUACCAUCCACUGUUUACCCAUGUGUUAGAUAUUUACGAAAUCUUACCGCGACCUAUAGAAAACUUUUUCUCAGAGACGCCAUUAUGUGAAAUAGAGAAUGGUUUAGUGUGUAUCACAAUUUUAUUCAUUUUUUGUGGAUUUGACUAUGAACAAUUUAACCAGAUGAACGCACCUGCAAUAUUUGGGCAUGCACCAGCUGGAGCAUCUAUUUAUCAAUUCGUGCAUUAUUUACAAAAUAUGAUGUCAGCAUCAUUCAGAAAAUUUGACUAUGGGGAAGACAAAAAUCUAGAAAUGUAUGGAUCUACUGAACCUCCAAUAUAUGCAGUGGGCAAUGUAACCGUACCCAUUGCUCUAUUUUACAGUGACAACGACUGGCUUUGCGAUGUCCAAGACGUUAAACAAUUGGAAAAUACGUUGCCUAACGUAAUAGAAUCAUAUCGCGUACCAUUUAAAAAGUUCAAUCAUAUUGACUUUUUAUGGUCCCGAAAUGUAAAAGAAUUAAUUAAUGACAAGAUUUUGCAGUUAAUCAGUUAAAGUUCGAAUUCUUAAAAUAAAUAGCAUGCAAUGUUUAUAAACGAUAACAGCUUUUCUUCCUUUUUUAUCGAACAAAAUUUUUCAUCUACCCUGUAAAAAGAAGAGAACAUCAAUUUAAGAUAUCACAUUUUGUGAUACCUAGUACCUACCUUCAUACGACUAUAAGCUGUGCUAUAAGACAAAAUUUUAAAAAUAUCUUCGAAUUUCAAACAUGUAGACAGAUAGGUUCCUAACUGUUCAAACUUGAGAAGCAGGUAAAAAAGUAAAAAAC